CCACUCCAUAUCAUCGUCUUCCAUCUCAAAAUCAAUCUAAAUCCAUCCAUCGAUCUCUCAAUUAAUUAACCUCAAGAGAGAAGUAAUUAAUUGAGCUAGCUAGCUAGAUAGUGAGAUAAAUAGUGAUCAAUAGCUAAGCUAGCUAGCUUCGAUCGAUUGAUCAUGAUGAGGUCGCCGUGGAUGGUGUUUGCAUGGGCGGCGGCGAUGGUGGCCGUGGCGGCGGCGUCGCCGGUGCCGACGAAGCUGAAGGUGGGGUUCUACGAGCACAGUUGCCCGCAGGCGGAGGAGAUCGUCCGCAACGCCGUCCGCCGCGCCGUCGCCCGUGACCCCGGCCUCGCCGCCGGCCUCAUCCGCAUGCAUUUCCACGACUGCUUCGUCAGAGGGUGUGACGGGUCGAUACUGAUAAACUCGACGCCGGGACACGUGGCGGAGAAGGAUUCGGUGGCGAACAACCCUAGCAUGCGAGGGUUCGAGGUGGUGGACGACGCCAAGGCCAUCGUCGAGGCGCACUGCCCGCGCACCGUCUCCUGCGCCGACAUCCUCGCCUUCGCCGCCCGCGACUCCGCCCACCUCGCCGGCGCCACCGUCGACUACCCGGUCCCCUCCGGCCGCCGCGACGGCCGCGUCUCCGUCUCCGACGAGGUGCUCGCCGACAACGUCCCCGCCCCGACCUUCAGCCUCGCCCAGCUCGUCGCCAGCUUCGAGCGCAAGGGCCUCACCGCCGACGACAUGGUCACCCUCUCCGGCGCCCACACCAUCGGCCGCUCCCACUGCUCCUCCUUCACCGCCCGCCUCUACAACUUCAGCGGCGAGGCCGGCAGGACGGACCCGGCCAUCGACCCGGCGUACGCGGCGGAGCUCAAGCGCCGGUGCCCGCCAGCGACCGACGACCAGAUGGACCCCACCACCGUGCCGCUCGACCCGGUGACGCCGGCGAGCUUUGACAACCAGUACUACAAGAACGUGCUCAAGCACAGGGUGGUGCUCAACUCCGACCAGGCGCUGCUCGACAGCCCGUGGACCGCCGGCGUCGUCAAGCUCCACUCCGCCGUCGAGAAGGUGUUCCAGGUCAAGUUCGCCGCCGCCAUGGUGAAGAUGGGCAACAUCGACGUGCUCACGGGUGACGAGGGAGAGAUCAGAGAGAAGUGCUUCAUGGUCAACAACCACUACUAGUUGUCAAUCAAUAAUUAAGCUUAUAUUAUAGUAUAUAUAUAAUUUCAUCUGCAGCUGGUUUAUACAUGUAGAAUUAGUAAUAUUACACGCCCAAAUUUCAUCAUGUGGAAAUUUUUUUGUUGUUGUUUUGUGUGGCAAAUUGUGAUUAAGAAAAGAUUCUAUUGUUAACUCAAACAAGAGAAGAUUUUCUUAUAUUGUUUCAAAUCAGAGUGGAGAAAAUAUUUUAGUUUACUGUUAUCUAAAAAAACAGAAGAUUUUAGUUCACAUCAGAAAUGAGGAAAAUGCUAUAUUGUAAAGGUAGAAUGGUUUUUUUGAUACCAUGGCCCAUCUUAUGACUAUAAAUCCCACAUAACAACGAGUAAAUCAAUCUGGGCCGAAUGAAUUGUAACGUGGCAGGAAGGGCUAGCUAUGUACUGGGCUAUGGAAGUUCAGUGAAUUGGCUGGGCUCUCAUCCAUAAUCUUGAACUGUAAUGACAUAACUGAUGUAAA
This is a messenger RNA of Oryza sativa Japonica Group (Japanese rice), 1662 nucleotides long. Its product is annotated as peroxidase 5. Gene Ontology annotation, cellular component: plasmodesma; plant-type cell wall. Gene Ontology annotation, molecular function: heme binding; peroxidase activity. The record is from RefSeq and is a predicted model, not a curated record. Gene Ontology annotation, biological process: response to oxidative stress; hydrogen peroxide catabolic process. NCBI's taxonomy places the organism in Eukaryota, Viridiplantae, Streptophyta, Magnoliopsida, Poales, Poaceae.